AUUCACAUCUCUCAGUUCUACCUCAUUAUGAGAAACAUUCCUCAUCUGGGGUCUUAAAAACUCCCUGCUCUUCAUUGAGCCACGAUUCCACAUAGAAAUGUCAUGUCAUACAUUCUAUGUUAAGAAUUUUUGAAGAAAUAUCCAUAAUGAGUAAUGCUGGACCACAGUUCGUGAAAGGAACAUUUUUGUUAGUAUAGAUUAACACAUUUUAACUAAUGCUGAGAACUUCCUAGCUGAAGUUGUUGAUAAGUGUUCCACAUUAUUAGAGGAAUUGUUCCAUAUCUGCCAGGGAAGGUUCAGAGCUGUUGACUUAUUAACGCCAAGAUCAUUCAUUACUUCUGGAUCGCAGGUGUUCUUUUUGGUGAUAUUAUUUAAGGCCAGACAUUUUCUAGUUUUCCCAUCUGUGAUAAUGUUCUCUGUUUUAAAGCACUACACCCAAGGACUACUUGAAUCAUUGAACAUAGGUGUGUAGUUGGUGAUUCUAAUAACAAAGAUGCAUUGAAAAGAAAACAAUAUGAUGACUGUGGUUUUGCUUCUGACCAUGAAAUGCUUCGUUAUUGGUCAGAAUUAUAGAAGUGCAACUGUUAAGAAAAUAGGAUUUGUUUGCAAAUUAUUUUUGAUGCGUGGAGAUAGUUACUGUUAAAUCAAAUUAGUAAGAAAAUCUUAUCCAGAUUGCAGUGCCUGCCUUCCAUGUGAACUGUGGAUUUUAAUUCAGGGUUGGUUAUAUUGCUUACUGGUAUACACUCAAACAUUUCUGAUCUUUGCCAUUGCGUAGAAAAGUGCGCAACAUAGUUGUAGCAGAUUUCGGGAUGCGAUAAACGGCUCGAAAUUUUUAUGCGCAGUACUGUAUAGCCUAAUGCCCGUUAAAAAAUAAAAUGGUCACGGUUACAGUAAGGAGCAAGAUCCGAACCACGAUCACUAGAAAAGCCAGUAAGAAACACGUGUGUGCGCGCGCCCAUCAGAAAAGCCACCCCUUUUGACGUUCAUCAGAAUCCUCCUUUUUUUCCUUUAGACAGUUGCCAAAGUAUCCAGUACUGAUUGUGAUUAUCGCGCGUCCCUUUAAUACAAAAAUCAGGUUUACGAAACGAAAUAAAACAUCUUACCAUUGUAAACGCCGUCAUCAUCCUUCUAAAACACAGCAGGUUUAAAUGAUCUUAUUCUAAUAUUUAACUUACUGUAUGUAAAGCGAACUUGGUCUUGGUCACUUUAGUUUAUUAAUAUAAUAUAAUACAUUGAUUUAAAGCAGCCCCCGAGGGUGCCUUUGAUGAAGUUGGUUCUCCUGCUGGUGUUUGUGCCGCAGUACUUGUGCCCAACUUUCCCUGUUAGUUGGGGCUUUUAUGAACUUCUCUGCCUGCUAUCUUUCUUGUUAUGCCCUCCCAGUGCACACUCAGCCCACGUAACAAAUGCAGAAUAGCUUGCUCCCUCUACCACCAGUCACGUGGGAGACAUUUUUUCAAGUCUCCAGAAUUUUCAUGUCAGUGGUCCAACUCUCAGAUGUUGUAAGGAGAGGACGGGCAACGUCUGCAACCUGUAUGCAGGUCCUCGGGCGUGCAAGUCUAUAACUCUAUGCUCAGUGGAAACCUACUCAUCUCCGAUGGUUUGGCAGAGACAGCUGGGGGAGGAUGCGGCUCCUCGUCUUCACAACUUUUUGUGGAUUAUUGCUCCCUGCAGGCUUGGCUCUCCAAAUUCAGUGCUAUCAGUGUGAAGAAUUUCAACUGGAUAAUGACUGCUCCAGCGCCGAGUUCAUAGUAAAUUGUACCGUCAAUGUACAGGAUGCCUGUCAGAAGGAAGUGAUAGUAAAAAGUCACGGGGUAAUGUAUCGGAAGUCAUGCGCCUCACAUUUGGCAUGCCUUUCUGCCUCUUCAGGAUAUCAGUCUUUCUGUUCACCAGGGAAAAUGAAUUCAGUUUGUAUUACCUGCUGUGACACUUCACUGUGUAAUGGACCUCGGCCAAAGAGAAGGGAGAAUUCUGCAGAAGCACCAAACUGUGGCACAGCUCUUCUAACUGCUCUUUUAGCACUUACAAUGGCUAACUAUGUAAUUCAAGAAUAAAUAUCUUUUACCUUUUCCAUCAUCUGAUAUCCCCAAAAGAGGACAUCAACUUUAAAGAAGAACUAUUUAUAAAUGAGCCCAAUGUUAUCACCAGUGGUAGUUGUAUCACUGCUGUAUAAUAUAGUGAAAAAUUAACAUUUGGUUAAUAUCACCACAACAAAAUAGCAGUAAAGGCUCUUCUUUAAUGCCACUACACAGAAAUACAGUGAAACAACAGAGGUUAAGUUAUUUAUUCUGCAUCAAUUAUCAUCUAGCUAGUUUCCAUCUCUGGAUUGUUGUUCCUUUUUAUGCAAUUAAAGCUGAUUACUCAGUAUAUGCCUGUUUUCAAUAAGAAACUCAAAAUUCUCAUUCAUGAAAGCCAUUAUGUUCAAUGCUGACCACAUCACUGACUACCUCUGGAUGUUCUAGAAGUAGCUUUGGCUCCAGUGAUUCAAUAUUUGGUUCAAGUAGUUGUACAACACCCUCAGAAGUAGUACUACUCUGUAUAAUGCUCGAGGAAGUCUUAUCAUCAACUAUCUUAGAAGGAGAUUGUUUGAAAGAAGCACGUAGAAGUGGUCGCAACGAUCGGGCACUAUUAGCUCCAGAACUAAGAUGGCUUGACAGUUUCUGCUUGUUGACAUGUUCAAUUGUCACAUUGCAAUGAAGAACUUGCAUAAAGACUUCUCUGAAUUGCUUUGAGGAGAUGUUGUACAACAAUGGAUUCACCACAGAACUGAGGUAAAAAAAUGUGUCUGCAAUCGGCACCAGAGUUAUGUAGACAUCCAAAUAUGAUGAAGUCCACUGGUCUUUCUGCAGAGCAGCUGUCAUGAUUCGACGAAUCUGAUUCGGUAUCCAGCACACAGCCAGUGUUGAAACAAUAAGGCCUGUACAUAAAAAAUAAAUAAACAAAUUGUGAGAUUCUCAAUGUUUCUGCUGAUAAUUAAGACAUAAAGCAUUUUUUCCUCAUUUAAUCUGAGAGCUUUCAGCAACUUCUAGGUUUCUUUUCUGAUAAGUUGCAAAAUCAGUACACUGUGCUGCAAAAAUGAUUGAAGAACAACAUGCAACUGUUAUGAUGUUUUAGUCAGAAAGUGCUUUUUCUUCUUUCUAUUCUAGGCACUGAAGUACAACACAAAACAAAUCAAAGCUUAAAUAGUUAUCAUCCCAAUCUCUAUCUGUACUCUGUCUUCACACAUUUUUCUUCAGCUUUUAUGUAAAACUUCUCGUUAUUAACUUCAUAACUUUUUGAUUCUUCUAAUGCAUCUGCUUUGGUGUACUGCAACGGUAUGUCUUAGUGUGAGAUGCUUUUCAAGGAUGGCACAGGUAAAGAAUGACAGGAAACAUGACAUCUCUGACUGAGAAAGUGAGUGACUAAAUGGAGAAAGGGUUACUGCUCCUAAGACAUAUAGCCUUUAGAAAAGUAAGUAAUUUAGUCAAAGUUUCUUUUGGAAACAAGAACACAACCAUAAUACUUGUUUAUGGUCUUGCAACUAACAAAAAAUCUUACCAUUAAAAAACAAACGACCUGUCUCAAGAGAUAAUCAAAAAAGUAUUAAUUUGGAAUGUUGCCAUUUUAUGUCAAAAGAGAAGUGGGAAUGAAUGAAAAAAAGAUGGAUGAUUGUCAUAUCAUGAAGAUAGUGGAUAGGUUGAGAAACAGUUAAGAAUGGCAACUACCACCCCGUCAGAAAAAAAAUAAUGGUGCUACUUUUAGUGUUUAUUUAGAAUGGUAUAGAGAUAAUAUCUCUCAAAGAAAAUCACAUGAUCAAAAGCCUAUUGUUCAGUUGCUGGCUGUAGUUUCCUUUAAGUAUUUGAAAAAAGGUGUAUUUGCAUUAGUUGACAUCUUGUUUUUUGGGGGUGUUCAUGAAUAUAUUCACCCCAUGGGGAUACAAUUUUGCUAUGUUACUUCAUUUGUAUCUGCAUAGUAUAUCAGAAUAUAAAAUGUAGGGUUAUACUGAAUUAAGCUAAUUGGAAAAAAAGACUUGCACAAAUGGGUAUGCCUAAAUCAAAUGUUUGCAUUCUGUUUGCACUGGAAUAAAAUAUUUUUGUCAUUUUAUAUAAUGUUGCAUAUUCUUAAUGAUUGUCUCCGCUACAUAGGCAAGCACACAACUGAAGAAUUAAAAUAAUUUAAAGUGAUUUUAUUUUAUGUGUAAAAAGAAAAGAAUAAAGAAGUGCAGUAUGCCUUUUAUUCAACAGUUACUUGUCUGCUAAAAUUUAUGUUCGUACCACUUCUGUUGGGCUUCAUACGUCUGUGGAAUUGAUGUUAGCUUAGAAAACACUGAGAAAAUUCCCCAUGUGAAGAGUGCUGUUUUCAUUUAUUUAUUCCACCAUUAUGCCCCCUUAACAAAGUGGUAGCAAUGUAAAAGUGCUCCUUGGAAGGAGUACCUCUUUUAUGAAAGUAGAUUAUACUGCUCUUAUUUGUGUGUUUGAGUAGCAAGAUUUGACAUAUACAAGUCCAGCUGAGAAAGACCAGAAUGAACUCCCUUAAGUACUGCAACAUUUGCUGAAAAUUAUAGCUGCUACAUAGACUGCUGUAUACACAAUAGUAUUCUUCUGUAAUAAAUGAUGAAAAAAAAUAA
Molecule: messenger RNA, 4603 nt
Organism: Protopterus annectens (West African lungfish)
Lineage: Eukaryota; Metazoa; Chordata; Ceratodontiformes; Protopteridae
Gene: LYPD1
Product: LY6/PLAUR domain containing 1
Exons: 3
Coding region: 1623-2051 (142 amino acids)
Biological process (GO): acetylcholine receptor signaling pathway
Molecular function (GO): acetylcholine receptor inhibitor activity
Source: RefSeq, a predicted model, not a curated record